CGGAGUUCCCGCCCCCUUCCCAAUUUACACAUUGCUUAGCGGUACGCGAUGCGACGCUUUCAGGUCUGUUGGUAGCAGGUUUACAAGGGGGCUUGCGGAAGAUAGCCCAGGACUUCGCUCAAGGGUGAAAUGAUUCUUAGCUGGCAGCUUCGCUCUCUCCGACUUUCUCAUCCUCCCUGGCUGACCGCUGGAACCGCGGUUACAGAUUACACAGUGCAGCGGAGAGUUUGUUGCACGACGACCUACCUGCCUAGUACCUACCUACCUAGGUACCUAAUCAAAGCUAUUUGUUUACUUACAUACCCGUUUGGAACGCGGCUGAAUUGGCUCGAGCGAAGUGCCGAGCUAAGUGCGGGAGAGAUGCCUCCAGGUCCCAGUUUGCAAUACGAGCGUUCGCUCUCCCUUCUGUUGGGGAGAGAGGUGAUGUGCGCCGAUAUUUUCGGAUCGGAGGGAGUUACCAAAAUAUGCAGUCCGAGUCUUACCCGAUGCUGCGCCCGACGAGGUGAAGAAUUUCCCAGCUGCCAGGAAUCCCUAGGCAAGGGCUGGUGUUGCGACGGAACCGACCCAGCCGACAACUGCUUCGUCGACCAAUCCUCCGCCUGUGAGGAGCCGGAUUCGGUCCCCUGCGCAAAUCUCGCCGAAGGUACCAGCAAGGCAUGCUGUCCGCGCCUAACAACCUGCGCGGCAGACCACGCUGCCAGCGUGGGAAUGGUGCGCUGCAAUAUGCAGUAUUUUGAUCUCCAGAGAGCUGCUGAAGCGCCGCCGUCGUCGUCGUCUGCGCGGACCACAACAAGCCCGGCAAGCUCCAGCAUAUCUACUUCCAGUACGGGCAGUACCGAACUGUCGACACCUGGGGCGAGCUCAGGCGCGCUACUACCCGCGUCUUCGACCGCGGCGACAAGUAAUGCCGGAGAUGUCCAGCAGACACCGCUUCCGUCGGAUGUGAACUCCCAGGGCCAAGGGACAUCGGAAUUGUCGGCAGGGUUAAUCGCAGGGGCUGCAGUGGGAGGGACGCUGGGGUUCGUGGCGUUAUUGGUGUUGGGGUACUUGUUCUUGCGGAAAUUAUUGAAGUCGAGGCAGCAAAGCGGUCAUCCUCCACCGCCUGGCGCGUCUGAAUCCGAAUCCCAACCGGAAUACGGGCAUCAUGACUAUUCUCAGACGACGAUGGCUCCUGGCCCGCCUGGUUAUGGUCCGACCGAGCUGCCUGGGGCCAAGAUGGAGCCGGUUGAACUGCCAGCUGCGUGUAAACCGAGUGAGUUGCAUUAAUAUUGUAGAGUACGGGACAUUGUUGCAGUGUGUGUAUAUAAGUAAGGUACCCAGUAUAAUUCGUUAUUACAUAGUUCUCGCGCGGGCUUGGAAGGCAACAUAGUAUUGAACCCAGCCUGGCAUAAACACAAUACCA
Chaetomium fimeti is the source of this 1402-nucleotide messenger RNA. RefSeq lists its product as uncharacterized. The transcript is spliced from 3 exons. Lineage: Eukaryota; Fungi; Ascomycota; Sordariomycetes; Sordariales; Chaetomiaceae. The coding region runs from base 130 to 1266 and encodes 378 amino acids. The record is from RefSeq and is a predicted model, not a curated record.